UAAGUAUUUAUGAUUCUAAUUUAUUUCUUUAUAUAAGAAUAUAUAAUUCUAUAAAUGUAUUCUCAUAAAAGAAUUUAUUUAUGGACCAUCAAGAUGAACAAGAUAUUGAAAUUGAAGCACUUGAAUCUAUCUAUUCGGAGGAAUUAGAGAUCAUAUCACGAAAACCUUAUGUAUUUCUUAUUCGUGUGAAAGGUUCAAAUGCAGAUACAAGAGAUGAGCACAAAGUAACAAUUUCUAUACAGUUGCAGUUCAAUUUUGUGGAAACUUAUCCUGAAACUGCACCAUUAAUUCAAGUUACAAAUUGCUCUGAUGAAAUGAGUGAAGAACGCAUUAAUUCUUUACAAGCCUUUCUUGAAAAAAAAGCAGAAGAAAACCUAGGUGCAGUGAUGAUAUUUACAUUGGUUUCCGAAGCUCAAGAACGUCUUCUUGAUUUUAUUCAAGAUAUAAAAAAAGAUAUUCAACUUGAAAAAGACAGAAUUGCACUAGAGCAAGAACGUUUAGACGAAAUUAAAUAUAAAGGUACUCCGGUAACAAUGGAGAAUUUUUUAGCUUGGAAAAUACAGUUUGAUGAAGAGAUGCGCAUAAUUGGAAAGCGAAAAACGGAGUUACUUGAAAAAAAUAGAAAAUUAACAGGCAAACAAUUAUUUGAAAGAGAUUCUUCGUUGAUUGACUCUGAUAUUCUAUUUAUAAAUGAUCAAGGCAUCAAAGUAGAUGAAUCGUUGUUUCAAGAUCUCGAUGAUCUUGAACUAGAAGACGAAGAUUAAAUAGUUCAAAAUUAAAUAAAUUUUUGUUUUA
Hydra vulgaris (swiftwater hydra) is the source of this 795-nucleotide messenger RNA. RefSeq names its product RWD domain-containing protein 1. The record is from RefSeq and is a predicted model, not a curated record. Gene Ontology annotation, molecular function: protein binding. Gene Ontology annotation, biological process: cytoplasmic translation. Lineage: Eukaryota; Metazoa; Cnidaria; Hydrozoa; Anthoathecata; Hydridae.